UUUUCUUUUUACCUCAUCACUUCCUGCUGUUGCGGCAGCCAUAUUGGCAUGGGGGAUAGAUGACAAUUUCACCUUAGCCGAAGAGCUACAUUUUUGUUAUUUUUGAAAGUUUAUCAAGGGUGUAUUCACUCUGAAAUAAACGGGAUAUCAAUAUUCACCCCAAUUUGACCGUGGUCGAUCCCGUGGAGGGCGUUGAAAGAGAUGAGCAACAACUUAAACAAGAGGGCCCCAACCACAGCAACACAGCGGUUAAAACAGGAUUACCUGCGCAUCAAGAAAGAUCCAGUCCCGUAUAUCUGUGCUGAACCUCUGCCCUCCAACAUUUUGGAAUGGCAUUAUCUAGUACGUGGCCCUGAGAAAACUCCAUAUGAAGGUGGCUUCUAUCAUGGCAAACUCAUUUUCCCACGGGAAUUUCCGUUCAAACCACCAAGCAUAUACAUGAUCACACCCAACGGCAGAUUUAAAUGUAAUACAAGGUUGUGUCUUUCAAUCACAGAUUUUCACCCUGACACGUGGAACCCCGCGUGGUCCGUAUCCACCAUCUUAACCGGCCUCCUGAGCUUCAUGGUUGAAAAAGGCCCGACUCUCGGCAGUAUCGAAACGUCUGACUUCACAAAAAGACAGUUGGCCUCCCAGAGUCUUGCAUUCAACAUCAAGGACAAAGUCUUUUGUGAACUGUUUCCAGAUGUUGUUGAAGAAAUCAAGCAGAAGCAGCGUAUGCAGGAGGAGCUCAGGUCCCGCUCACAAGCGCUGCCCCUCCCUGACGUGGUGCCGGACGGCGAAGCCCACCAUGCGCAAAACGGGCACCUGCCCAUGAACGGGCACUUGCCCCCUGGCGCGGCCCACCCACCCGACCUCCAGCAGGUCAACCGAAACCAUGGACUCCUGGGCGGAGCGCUCGCCAAUUUGUUUGUCAUCGUAGGUUUCGCCGCUUUCGCCUACACGGUCAAGUACGUUCUGCGGAGCAUCGCGCAGGAAUGAAUCGCCCAAUAAUAACGCCGACGGGAGGGACGAAAGGCUGGUGCUGUUCUCACGACCAAAAUAGGUAGCGAGAAAUCAAAAGGGUUUUCUCACAACCAAAUAAAAUGAAGCAGUGUCCCCUUAAUGAAAUUGAGAGCUUGGUGAUUUCCUCCGUAGUGGCGACAACCAGAUCUUGGUGUAACACGGCCACUUAAAGGUCAAGGUCACGUGAAAUGAUGGCUUUAUUAACAUGUAAGGAAAUUUUAAAACGAGCAAAUUUUCUACCUUACCCAAUUCCCAGAAGAGGACAACGUCAUGUGACCGUGAAAUGAAUCCGAGUGGGCUUUUUUAAAAGCCUGAAUCAGCAGUUUUUCACAUUUCUCAAUAAACUAAGAUUUUAGAAUCUGUGCAUAUAGGUGAGUUUUUAUGUGAAAGAUUAAAAGAGAAAAAAGGCCCAUCAUUCCUUAAAAACAGCAACAACAGAAUAAAAUACAUUUCUGAAGUGUGAGGCACCAUUUAUUGCUGUGACGAAAAUCCCUGACUAUUUUAUUUGAUGGAAAUGGCUCAACUGUAAAAACGCUUUACCAAUGGAGAUUUGUUCUUAAAUGCAUUUGUGCUCACUUACGCUACGCCAACCGUAACAACCAGUUAGGCCAGGAAAGAAGCGGUGUAAAAUGAAUUAUUUGUCUCUUGUUUGUCUGUGAUGCAGCGCUCCAAGUGUACAUUAACUUUCUUUCGCAGGGGGUCACAGUCGGCCAAAAGAAAAGCAUAUGAACUCGUUUUUUUUCCAGGCCAUGUAACACUAAAUUGUUUUUGUGCAAUAUGUAGGAUUGUCAGCACUACUUUGCUUUCACGAUACACAGCACUUCUUUUCUUUUCAAGGGUUGUGAUUUAUGCAAUAAUUCUUAAUAAAUUGAAAUAUAAACAUAGGCAGGCAAAUAUGCAUUACAUUCUUACCUUUCCUGUUGUACUGUAACAUCUUUGGUUGUGCUCAUUAGGACAAGUACUUUGAGUUGCACAAAUAAUUCACAACAAAGACUUACAAAUCUAAGACUAGAUUGCUGAGACCUACAUGCACUGCGAAACAUCUCUUUCUGGGUCAGAAUGGUCGUGUCGCUGCUCAUUCGGAUUUGGAGGGAAUUAAUGCUCUCUUUGUACCAGUAUACUCUGGUCUCCCCCAAAGUGUUUGGAUGUCCCAAAUACUAGCAGUAAUGCUUUUUUCAGCACCUCCAUGAACACUGUUGAUCGAUAUCCUUUCCUUUAGAGGGGCGUGUAAUCCGAGGUAGUCAUGUUGUGUUUACAUU
This is a messenger RNA of Sinocyclocheilus anshuiensis, 2264 nucleotides long. RefSeq names its product ubiquitin-conjugating enzyme E2 J2-like. The record is from RefSeq and is a predicted model, not a curated record. Bases 202 to 981 code for a protein of 259 amino acids. Lineage: Eukaryota; Metazoa; Chordata; Actinopteri; Cypriniformes; Cyprinidae. The transcript has 7 exons.